UAUAUUCAUCCCUUUUUUCAGGGUUUAUGGAAGGGUUUAUAACGUCUUAAUAAACCCUUUAAAAGGGUUUGUGAUACGUUGCACUUUCAUAAACCCUUUUUUCGUUUUUUAUUCUACGGAUAUAUUUUACAGUGCACAGUCGGAGAAAAGCGGUGACUAAUCGGCUCGGUAAAAAAAUAUGAUGUGCGUAAAAAGUAUAUUUAUUAAAUGCGAAUAUAUAAACUCACACUUGUUCACUUCCGACCGGGUUUCAUUUUUCUUUUUGAAUGAGUCACAUCUAACUUGGUUUUUCCCCACCGAGAAGAAACUCGUAUAUAAAGAGAUGAAAUCCGACAAAAGAAUUCAUAUCACGUCUUUUGCUACGAACUUCUACGUUCUAGUAGUCACAGGUUUUGACUUUCACAGUGCAUCAUUGGUAAUGGAUCCAAACUCCUCAUGGCAACGAUCGAUUGACGGGAAGGUUUGCCCGAAAGACCAAAAUGGAAAUUAUACGCAACGCAGUGAUUUAUGCCAUGGUGUACAUAUGGCAUGGCACAAAACAAGUGAAUAUGUUGAUAAAGUAGGCGGUGGUACGGGUGAAUAUGAUCGAACACGAUACGAAGCUCAUAAGAGUAAAACAAGUCCAUACAAAGAUGGCAAGAAAUGA
Molecule: messenger RNA, 646 nt
Organism: Rotaria socialis
Lineage: Eukaryota; Metazoa; Rotifera; Eurotatoria; Philodinida; Philodinidae
Source: the annotation of a GenBank genome assembly